Molecule: messenger RNA, 6983 nt
Organism: Branchiostoma floridae (Florida lancelet)
Lineage: Eukaryota; Metazoa; Chordata; Leptocardii; Amphioxiformes; Branchiostomatidae
Product: inactive tyrosine-protein kinase 7-like
Biological process (GO): homophilic cell-cell adhesion; axon guidance; protein phosphorylation
Cellular component (GO): axon; plasma membrane
Molecular function (GO): protein kinase activity; ATP binding; cell-cell adhesion mediator activity
Source: RefSeq, a predicted model, not a curated record
GUAGUGAACCCUCCGUCCAGAUCAAAGAGGGUGCACCAGGGCCACCAGGGGAGCGCGACUUCGGUUUCUCAUCAGAAAUUCCAUGAAAGACAGGCACAAAAUAUAGGCUUGAACAUGGUUUUAUCGACAAUCGGACGGAAUUGUUGCGAAAGAAGAACCCUUCUCUUGGUGCUGGUGCUCUUGGGCUUGGUUGUGAAGUGCCAGUGCCGAGAUCCGGACAGUUUCGUGUUUGACCCGGUGCCCAUCGGCCAGGAUGUGUUGGACGGCCGGCGCGCCCAGAUGUCGUGCGGGGUGGUGGACCCCGUCGGGCUGCAGUUCCACUGGGAGCUGGACGGGCAGCGACUGGUGAACACAACACGGAGGGGCAUGGUGGGUAGUAACCUCCAGUUUGACCCUGUGGACAAAGAUGAGGACCAGGGAGAGUUUCGCUGUGUGGCCUCCAACAUCACCUCCGGCUUCACCAAGAGUAGUGACCCUGCGUCUUUCAACAUCAGAUGGUUGGAUGACACAGGCAGAGUGCGGCUGGAGAACCCGAGUGCCGAGAACCUCUUGCAGGCCGGCAUCCCCAUCACGCUGCGCUGUCGCAUCGCCGGCAGCCCCACUCCGACCUACGCCUGGUUCCGCAACGGAGAGGAGAUGGACACCGGCGUCGAUCCCCGCUUCACUGCGGCCAGAGACGGGCGACUGACCAUCGACAACAUCAGCCCGGACGACAAUGGGGUUUACUCCUGCCGGGCGGAGAACAGGGCAGGCCAGGCUGUCAGCAACGAGGGCUUCAACUUGGAACUUCUGGUGGUGGUGAACAAGAAUGACGACGCACGGCUGGACUGUGUGUUCACUGCCGACCCUGCCCCCACCAUACAGUGGUACUUCAACAACGAGGGACCCCUCACCAACAUGUCCAGGAUCUACCAAGGGUGGAACGGUUCACUCAUCAUCCGCAGGGUGAAGAAGAAGGAUGAGGGACAGUACGACUGCGUGGCGACAGGGAGUAACGGCAGAGGCACUCCUGUGGUAGCACAGGCUACCAUCAGGCUGGCAUACCUUGGCCACCUGAACUCCCUGGAUCCGUACAUGGUGCCUGCCGGAGACAACCUGAUCGCUCGCUGCGCCCCUCCGGACGGGCUGCCGGAGCCCGUCAUCACGUGGGAGCGGGACGGCGUGCCUGUGCCCAGCAGUGGGAGGAUUUACACUACAGGUGAGCAGCUGAUCAUCAACAGGACGCAGGUGUCAGACAUGGGCAACUUCACCUGUGUGGCCUCCAACACGGCAGGGGAGGAGAGACAGAACAUGAUGGUGGUGGUCGCAACCGCUCCUCAGUGGAUACAGAGACCAGCAGAUACAGAUGCGGAUGAGGACGGCCAUGCCUACCUGCACUGCCACACCCAAGCCACACCCAACCCUUCAGUAUCCUGGCACAGAACGUCACUCAGAAUAGACCCCAGAAAAGACAGCAGAUACGAGGUGUUCAGUAACGGCACCCUGCACAUCAGCCCCCUGCGAGUGCUGGACGAGGGAGACUACUUCUGUGCCUCGCAGACUCUGGCCGGCAGCAUCGAGGGACAGCUCUUUCUCAAUGUCAUAGAAAAGUUGAAGUUUUCCCCCUCACCCGUCCCACGCACCCUGGAGCUGGGGGACACCGUCGCCAUCCGCUGUAACGCCAAGGGCGAGUACCCGCCCACCAUCCAGUGGCUGAAGCACAACGUGGCGUCCUCCGCCUGGCCUGCCUACGUGCAGGAGGCCAACGGGACCCUGCAGUUCAACGGGGUACAGAAGGAGGAUGCGGGAAUGUACACGUGUAUCGCCUCCAGCCCCGAGCAGGGACUGAUUAACGCCACCAUCAAGCUGACUGUGUUCGUGAAGCCCCAUUUUACGGUGACCCCGAAUGACACCACUGCCGGGGAGGGCUCCCAGGUCCUGCUGCACUGUCAGGCUGAAGGGGACCCCGAACCCAUCAUCACAUGGACAGGCACCAACAGCAAGGUGUACACAGAGAAAAGCUGUGAAGAAGAGGGCACACGGUUCUGUGUGUUGCCCAACGGAACCCUGCGCAUCACCAAGGUAGAGUCAGAAGACCAGGGGAAAUACACCUGCAUCGCUGGCAAUGUUGGCUGGCUCACCCGCGAGGAAGUCAACGUCGUGAUAAGCAGUGGUGCAGUCAGUGGCCUGGGCGCAGAUCCUGCCAUGCUGAAGACCAUCGGCAUCGCCUGCGGGUGUGCGGCGGCCUACAUCAUCCUGGUGCUGGGCCUCAUGUUCUACUGUCGGAGACGCAAGCCCAGCGAGAAGUACGAGGAGGAGGAGGGGACCAAGGAGGAGGCGGACAAGCUGAACGGGGCGGUGGCCAAGGAGGAGAACGGGAUCCACUACGCUGACACCAUGCUGAAGGUUGACAACUCCAUCCCACUGAACAUGGUGAACAGCAGCUACGGGAAGAGGAGGGGAAGUUACGACAAACUGCAGUUCCCCAGACACGACCUGCAGUCACUGGGACUUCUCGGGCGAGGAGAGUUCGGUGAGGUGUUCCUGGCAAAGGCUCAGGGGAUCCGGGACGGGGAGGAGGAGACCAUCGUGGUGGUUAAGUCGCUCUCCACGCGGGACGAGAACCUGCAGUUCGACUUCCGGCGUGAGAUGGACAUGCUCGCCAAGAUGAACCACGACAACGUGGUGCAUCUUCUUGGCGUCUGCAAGGAAGCGGAACCCGUCUGUCUCAUCACCGAGUAUAUGGAAUGGGGCGACCUGAAACAGUUCCUGAUGGCAACUCGGCACGAGAACGGCAAGAAGAAGGCCUCGCUGCCUCCCCUCAGCCUCAUCCAGAAGAUCCACAUCGCCAACCAGAUCGUGCUGGGGAUGGAGCACCUGUCCAACCACCGCUUCAUCCACAAGGACCUGGCCGCCAGAAACUGUCUCCUCAACCCGCACCUGGACAUCAAGAUCUCCACGCUCAGCCUGUCGCGGGAUGUGUACGCCACAGAGUACUACCACUACCACCAGCAGUACAUCCCGCUGCGGUGGAUGCCGGCCGAGGCCGUGUUCGAGGAUGACUGGUCAACGAAGAGCGACGUGUACGCGUUCGGGAUCACCAUGUGGGAGAUCUUCAACCUGGGCUGUUUGCCCUUUAAGGAACUAGAUGAUGAAGACGUGAUGAAGGGACUGACUCUAGGAGAGCUGGAUCCCGAGAUUCCCCCGUACUGUCCCAAGGAAGUGUUUGCGGUGAUGCAGAAGUGUUGGGCAGAGAGCCCCAAGGACAGGCCGACCUUCAGCGAUCUCGCCGUCGCUCUUUCGGAAUUGGAGGUGGACAGCGAUGUGUGACGUCCCAAGGAUGUUUUCGUUAGUACCACGUAACAAAGGGAUUGACUGUUGAUUCAAACACAAUUAUGAUGUUAAAGUAUCAAAGUUAAUGGCAGAUUCAUCUGGUGCUGUCAAUACUUACUGUUGAAUUAGAACUUAUCUACAGACCUGCCUUACUUAGAUACUGGUCAUAUUGACCGUAACAAAUACUUAAUUUUUAUACAUGAGUGAACUUUGGUACAACAAACUGAGGAAGGUUCUGGUCAUUUUUUUGUUAUGUACAGUUUUGUAGACAGCAUCAGAUUGUGCCAUUGAGUUUCGAGGAAUUACCUGAUGUUGCUGUAAUUGCAUCCCUUUGUCAGAGACAAUAGAGGAUUGUUGAAAAACUUUGUAGUUGUUAGACUCUUGGCGUAGGUCUUUGGACAGAAACCAGGGCAACAACUUACUACCGAGGGAAUUGUAUGAAGUGCCUUCGUGCAGGGUAACCUUUUAGUAUUGAGUUAACUGGUGAGAAGAAAGAAUCACAUUUCUGCUCCACAUUGUUGGAGGUGGGUUGCCUGGUUCAACCACUUUUCAUUUCAAAGAAUAUUCCCUCAGGAAGUAUUGACAUAUACAAAACAACAUUGUAGUUGUUUGUUGCCAGACAGUGGAAAUAGCCCCAUAGCCUUUCCUCCUUACCGUGGGCUUGUUAGUUCUCUCACCAAAUGUGUGCCAGUUACGACUGGUGACCAAUAAGUGCACGGUCUCACCCGGAUGUAAGGUACACUACUCAAAUCUUUAGCCAUAAUUGUCAAGUAAAAAGACUUUUAUGAAUGCCUACUAAAAAUCAAAUCCUUGUGAUCAUUACUUUAAUUAGGUGAGAGAGAGGGGAAAAACAUGUACAAUGGAGCUGUGACCUGAGGUGUGCUGGUCAACUUGUUCCACUGAAACUCAGAUAUCCACUUCUUUUUGAAACAUUGUGUUUAUUGUCAUCAAACCUUUGGAAAAUGACCUUGUAGAUUUCGUGGCAUGAGGAACACAACCUACACAGCUAUGAUUCCAGCUCACCAUCAUUUUUCUCACCACUUACCUUAAGUCAGCUGGUAAUGACCACAAUGAUUUGAAUGAUAUUGGCAAGUACAAAUGUACUAUACUACUGUAUGUGAUUAUGACCUGAAAUUGUAGUUGUGCCCCUUUUUUCUGGCUGAGGCCACAAGCUUAUUGAUCACCUGUCUUACACCAUUACACUUAUUCCGUAUUUAUAGGAGGAAUGGAGAAAUAAGACAAAAAAGUUGUUGGCCACAUCUUCCUUGGCCAAGGAAAAUAACUGUUGUCUCCAGUCACAGAUUAUUAACUUCUUCUUACUCAGAUGUCAGAUUGAAAUACAGCAUUUUUUCGUAGGCCACAACAGGUUCCAAAUUCUAAACCAAUAAUGGCUGUGAAAUGCCAGUAUAAUCUGGUGUGUCCGUGGGUCCAUGGUGGUAAGACUCAGAGCAAGAUGUUGCAAGCCCCUUAAACAGGAAAAGUAGAACCUGUAGUUCAGACAGCCUGGAACUGACUUCUGCAAUAGACUGAUGUAUACCUCAUCUGGGGUGAGCGUUCGUCACCAAGGGACCACUAUCUCUCGUGUAUCAUUUCAUUCUAUCGUGCCAAAGUGGAAAAAGCUUUCUUCCAUGGUGCUAGAAAUUUGUUUGUGUAGCGUGCAAAAAGUAUUAUAACAAGAGGGAGAAGCAAGUACCAGUAGUGUAAAUUAACAUUAAAGUUUAAGGACCAAGUUUGUGUUUUAAGUGGUAAAAGUGGGAUAGAACAAGGGCACCUUGUUUAUGAAAACAUUUUCAAAGUUAUAUUGUUUAUGUAAACAUUUUUCCAAAGUGAUCCUCAUUGGUCACCAUAUGUGAAUGCAAGGCGUUGUAUCAUUCUCCAUUUCAACAAAGUAAGCAGUGGGGUCACACUGCGGUUGCAUGUUGAUUUUUUUUUAGUAUUAGUUGAACGGUUUAUGUAUUUUAGCUAUCUCCAUUUUAAAUUCUUCAACAGGAAUAGACUUCCAUGUAAAUAUGGACAUUGGUAGAACUAUGUUCUGACUUGAUGAUGCAGACGUGCAACACUGUUCAUUUUAGAAAUUUUUUUUCUUUCUGUAAACUAUAGUAUGCAUAUACAUGUAUAUAUUAUUAUUUGGCUGGGGUUAUUCAAUUGUCAACCCAUACAAAGUUUGUUUCUGGUGGUAUCAUGUCAGGUAUGGCCUGUUCACAUUUGUGAAUAACAGGUCUAAUCUUACACCCUCAAAAACAGAUUGUAUUUUUAUUGACUGCCAUGACGAUGUGCUGAAAAGAAUUUUUUAGAUUUACCGUAGUUGCUUCUGGGCAUUGUUACCGUGCUGCUGUUGCUGUAUUCAACUUCUCAACAAAAGUUUCCACCUUUCAACACUACACAUCGUAACAACAUUUGUGCACAAAUCCUUGGGUUCUGAGUUGCACGUUUUGUUAUCAAACCUUUUCUUUUUAAUGGUUUCAAAUAAGUUGAUUUGGUAGCAGCACCAUUUAUUUGGCUCAACGAUGUUCUUCACUGAACUUAUGUGAAAUGUAGCCUAUGUGAAAGUCAGUAACAACGAUGUAAAGAAGUCUUUUGUUGACAUUGCUUGAGUUUUACAUGUUUUUGAUAAUUUGAAAUCUAUGUUUCUCUGUGUGGAGAUGCUUACUUGUGUACAUAAUUGUCCUUUGUUGCUAUUGUCAUUAUCAUGUUGUAAAUAUUGUAGGCAUACCCCCAAAAGAGUAUUUCCUGACUUUGUUGUGUGAGUACUAUGCAAAGGUGUUAUCCAAUAGAAGUGCUCUACUCUAAUGCUGGUCACUUUUGAUUUGCAGCUAUCUAAAUUUCCAAAGGCACCUUGUCUUUUGUUUGAGGGCAUCAUUUGAGCAUCCUUUGUAAUGUAUUAUCGGUAAUCUUAUAAUCUAACCUUACAGAGAUGACAACAAAAGGUUUUUGAGAUUGGAGCGUUUGCUGUCUUCCCAAAUUGAAAGAGACCAGUCUUUCAGAAUAUUUUGGAACAUGCACAUUGCAUAUACUCACAAUGCCUCUAAUUGAGCUGCCCAAUUGAUUUUGUUGUACAGUUUUGUUCAUAUUUUUGUUGAAUGUUGUUAAGAUUUGAUGGAAGUGAAUUCUCAAUUCUUGCAGAGUGUAUCUUCCUGCUGCCUAAUCCCAUAGCCAAUACAAAGUUGGUGCCAAAUGGCAGCAGGCUGAAAGUUAAGGAAUACCCAAACACGCGAGAAAAAGUAGUCCCUUUCUGUAUCUUCUAGAAAAAACUUAAGUAUCCUUUGGUUAUUAUAUGCAUAUGUAGGCUGUUGCUAUUCUAUUUGUACAGUUCUUCAUGAGAUGUACAGUUGUCCAUUACUGAGAUCAUGAAAGAUACGAGUCGGACAACCAAAAUUUUAUUCAAAAUGUAUUGUACGUAGGUUUUUACAUGUUCCUGAAUUAUUUUUUUGUGUAAUUUAUAGUGCAUACUGUUGUAAUGCUAAGUACAACAUUUAGUGGCAAUAGGAAAAAGCGGAGACAAUCGUUAGAAGAGAGUUUUGUACGGAUGAUGCAGGUCUGACGUUUUGUCAGGACCCAUUUUUGAUCAGUAGCAAGAGAGCUGAAUGCAGCCAGCAGUGGAAUUACUAGAGCAUUGACAUUUUGUAUUAGGUACCAUUUGUAUGGAUGGCAAUAAAGUGGCUGUGCCUUAU